GGUUCUUAAGAUUGCUCGCUAGGGCUUUAGAAGAGAAUGUGGUGUAGCUAAGAAAUGGGGAACGCGUGCAUCGGCUCCACUACCAACAGUAAGAACGGAUUCUUCCAUCGAUCGAAUUCCGAGGCGCCGCCGGCGUCGACACCAGCUCCAGCAAUCGAUCCGCCUCCCGGCGCGGUCCCUGUGGCAGCUCCCGUCAUUGUUGUUCCACAGCGUCCGCAAGAGCAGGGCAUGAAGGCCGGGAUCGCAGCAUCGACGCCGCGCAGCGCGAUCACAGCAUCGGUGCUAGGUCGCAGCACGGAGAGCGUCCGCGAGCUCUAUACUCUGGGCAGGAAGCUCGGGCAGGGCCAAUUCGGGGUCACGUAUCUGUGCGUGGAGAAGAGCUCCGGGAAGCAGUACGCUUGCAAGACGAUCCCCAAGCGCAAGCUCAUCUCGCAAGAGGAUGUGGACGAUGUGCGGCGCGAGAUCCAGAUAAUGCAUCACCUCGCCGGGCAGCCCAACGUCGUCCAGAUCAAGGGCGCCUACGAGGACGCGGGGUCGGUCCAUCUCGUCAUGGAGCUGUGCGCCGGCGGGGAGCUCUUCGAUCGGAUCAUCCAGAGGGGGCAUUACAGCGAGAGGAAGGCCGCGGAGCUCAUCCGGGUGAUUGUCGGCGUCGUCCAGGCGUGCCACUCGCUCGGGGUCAUGCAUCGCGAUUUGAAGCCCGAGAAUUUCUUGCUGCUCAGCAAGCACGAGGAUUCGCUCAUGAAGGCCACCGACUUUGGAUUGUCUGUGUUCUUCAAGCCAGGAGAAGUCUUCACGGACGUCGUUGGAAGCCCAUACUACGUUGCUCCCGAAGUUCUUCGAAAAAAGUAUGGACCAGAGGCGGAUGUGUGGAGUGCCGGCGUGAUCCUAUACAUUCUUCUCAGCGGCGUUCCUCCAUUCUGGGCUGGUAAGCCAAGCUUUCAUCAGACUUUGAUCAACUUUCGCUUACAUUUCGACCUUAUCGUAGAAACUGAGAAGGGGAUAUUUGAGCAAGUUCUUAAAGGAGAGAUAGACUUUGAGUCGCAUCCAUGGCCUGUGAUCUCGCAGGAUGCUAAAGACCUGAUACGGAAAAUGCUGUGCCCGGUUCCUGCUAACCGCUUGAAAGCUCACGAAGUUCUAGGCCAUCCUUGGGCAAGGGCGGACGGCGUGGCCCCCGAUAAGCCUCUGGACUCUGCAGUGCUUUCGAGGAUGAAACAAUUCUCAGCGAUGAACAAAAUAAAAAAGAUAGCUCUCAGGGUCAUCGCGGAGAGUCUGUCCGAGGAAGAAAUAGCAGGCCUGAAGGAGAUGUUUAAAAUGAUGGACACUGACAACAGUGGAUCAAUCACAUUUGACGAGUUGAAAGCUGGCCUGGAGAGGGUGGGGUCGAACUUGGUGGAGUCUGAGAUUCGGGACCUCAUGGCUGCUGCGGAUGUUGAUAACAGCGGCACUAUUGACUACAAGGAGUUCAUUACAGCGACAUUGCACUUAAACAAGAUUGAGCGCGAGGAACAUCUACUUGCGGCAUUUGCGUACUUCGACAAAGAUAACAGUGGCUACAUUACCAAAGACGAGCUGCAGCAAGUAUGCGCAGAGAACCACAUGGGAGACGAGGUGAUUGAAGAGAUGAUGCGGGAAGCUGAUCAAGACAAUGAUGGACGCAUCGACUACAGCGAGUUUGUCACGAUGAUGAGGAAGGGGGCCGGUGGCAUCGGCCGUAAAACCAUGCGCAAUAGCCUCAGCAUCACCUUCAGGGACCUGCUCACUGUUUGACUGACAAUUUUCACGUCGAUGGGUGUUCGUUACAGGAUCAGGAUCAGAUAUUUUUUCUUCUUUUUUGGCCGACGGAAGAACUCGAAGCUUUGGUUUGUAGAUACGGGUUCUUUUUCGUUCUUUGUUGAUUUCGGUUUUAAUCAAGCUGCAGCAAUGCGAUUGCUACCA
Selaginella moellendorffii is the source of this 1935-nucleotide messenger RNA. RefSeq names its product calcium-dependent protein kinase 26. Gene Ontology annotation, biological process: peptidyl-serine phosphorylation; protein autophosphorylation; intracellular signal transduction. The record is from RefSeq and is a predicted model, not a curated record. Gene Ontology annotation, cellular component: nucleus; cytoplasm. Lineage: Eukaryota; Viridiplantae; Streptophyta; Lycopodiopsida; Selaginellales; Selaginellaceae. Gene Ontology annotation, molecular function: ATP binding; calmodulin binding; calcium ion binding.